This is a messenger RNA of Exaiptasia diaphana, 1313 nucleotides long. RefSeq names its product integrin alpha-M. NCBI's taxonomy places the organism in Eukaryota, Metazoa, Cnidaria, Anthozoa, Actiniaria, Aiptasiidae. The record is from RefSeq and is a predicted model, not a curated record. Gene Ontology annotation, cellular component: extracellular region. Gene Ontology annotation, molecular function: peptidase inhibitor activity.
UAGCUAAGAAAGGUGAAUGUCCUGCAAUGAUACGAGGCUGCUUGAACCUGCUUCCCAAUCGAUGUGCAGUAGACAUUGAUUGUAAUGGAACCCAAAAAUGCUGUUUUGAUGGAUGCAUUUUAAGAUGUCAACUCCCCGYUUUUAAAAGAGAAGUCAAUUCAAACAUCUGUGAAGCUGAGGUCGAUCUAGGUUUCCUCAUCGACUCCUCUGCCAGCAUUGGAUAUCAAAACUUCAAACKUGUCCGAAAGAUGGUGGAUCGCAUCAUUAACGUGUUCACAAUAUCUCCAAAGAAAACCCAUGCAGCUGUCAUCAUGAUUGAUGACGUACCCACGCAUGCGCUUCGCUUCAACACCUUYCAAGGRRACGAUCUCAAUAAUGAGAAUGUGCGAAGCGUCAUCGACAAUCUUGAGUUUGCUAAAGGCAAAACCAGGAUCGACCUUGCUCUGCGCAUGGCUUAUAAAGAAAUGUUUAAUAAACGAGGCGGUGGGCGAUCAAAUGCUCGAAAGAUCCUUAUUGUCUUCACCGAUGGAAUUCAGACCUGGGCACCAUCUAAAAUGACSAAAUUGACCAAGGCCUCGGAACCUCUGAAAAGGAUUGGCGUGACMAUCAUUCCUGUGGGGGUGUGGGGUGAGCAAAUCAAUGUGGGUUCGUUAUUGGAUAUGUCAAUGGACCACUAUACCGUUUACAAUAUGGACUUCUUUCCUGAACUACUGCAAGCUUUAAAGAAAAUUUCAAAGAUACCAUGCAAAGACAAAGCAAAGAGCGGCAGUCGUCAAGCAUGGAACAAGAUGCUGAAAAAGCUCUUAAAAAAGAGUACCACUUGAAACUGAGCAAUGAGAACUUUAUAGAUAAACUUAAAAGAAGUUUAUAGAUAAACUUAAAAGAUCAUCUUUAGAAUGGAAAAGCUCUUGGGACAUUUAUUUUUUCAAAUGAAAGACGAUUAAUUUAGUAACAAUAAGACAAGACUAUUAAGACAGCAAUCACUGAUAUAAUGAUAUAACGAGCUACAUUAAUCACACACUUCCAUAGUGUACAGGAGUUAUAGACAAGAACUAAUGUAAGGGCGACAAUGACUAGAAUAAGUACAUAAUCACAAAUUUUACACGUCUAUUAUGUUGAGGUUUUGUAAUGGUCCUGUACUCAGGGCGGCGUGGGGAARACUGAGGAWUCGAUAACGCCUCUCAACUCCAAACGAGAGCAGACUACAGAAAAAAUAGCUAUGRUUCUUUGGCUCCKAUUUUUGCCCUAACCAUAUUGGAAUAUUAUUUUUCAUCAAAUGUACUUUUUUACCAUUAAAUAUGCUUUCAAGUUUU